AUGGCUCGUACUAAGUGUUGGGCUCGUAAGUCGACCGGAGGAAAGACACCAAGAAAGCAACUCGUUCGAACGAUCUUUGCUGCUGCUCGCAAGACAGCGCCAGUAACAGGAGGAGUGAAGAAGCCUCGUCGUUACCGCCCUGGAACCGUAGCUCUUCGUGAAAUUCGCAAGUAUCAGAAGGGAGCUGAGCUGCUGCUCAUCAGGAAGAUGCCCUUCCAGAGGGUCGUCAGGGAGAUCGCCCAGCUUCACAAGAGUGACCUGCGUUUCCAGAGCCAUGCGAUCCUUGCUCUGCAGGAGGCGGCAGAGGCGUAUCUCGUGGGUCUCUUCGAGGACACCAACCUGUGUGCCAUCCAUGCCAAGCGAGUGACCAUCAUGCCCAAAGAUGUUCAUCUGGCUACCAGGAUCCGUGGCGAAAGGCACUAA
This is a messenger RNA of Miscanthus lutarioriparius, 423 nucleotides long. NCBI's taxonomy places the organism in Eukaryota, Viridiplantae, Streptophyta, Magnoliopsida, Poales, Poaceae. The record is from the annotation of a GenBank genome assembly.